This is a messenger RNA of Coregonus clupeaformis (lake whitefish), 2811 nucleotides long. It is a transcript of the gene gfod2, whose product is annotated as glucose-fructose oxidoreductase domain containing 2. Gene Ontology annotation, molecular function: nucleotide binding. NCBI's taxonomy places the organism in Eukaryota, Metazoa, Chordata, Actinopteri, Salmoniformes, Salmonidae. The record is from RefSeq and is a predicted model, not a curated record. Bases 611 to 1786 code for a protein of 391 amino acids. The transcript is spliced from 4 exons.
ACUGGAAUUUUGUCUCUCGGACAACACUGCGCAGACGCAUCAGGACAACUUCGUGUAGAAAGACGGAUGCUGGGCGAACGCGAAUACCUAAUUUGAAACCUCGAAAAGUAUACUGAAGACAGAAUACAGAAGUAUGAAUAAAUUGAGAAUACAGAAGUGUGAAUAAAUUGAGAGUCUUGCUCUGAUACCAUGAAGUUUUGACCUGAAUGUGAAUGGUGAGUCUCGCUGCCACGGAUUAAACGGCACCGGGAGUCCGACGGAGGCGGGGGACGUCAUCACAUCAGCAGGUACACGGACAUCGCCUCCUAGCACUCGGCGGAUCAAAAGUCAUCGAGCUAAGCGAAGUUGCAGGUGGUGCGUUUUGAAGUAAUCCAACAAUGUGUAUGCCGCCAUCUUGUCUAUUUCAAAUCUUCUCUCAUUGAUCGAAACAUGAGUGUCAUCAUGACAUGCGACACUUUGGAGUGGACCCAUCUGUCUCAAUCAUAACCAGGCAACAGCAUACAGCAGACGCUCCCUCUGUGAGAGAAGAGUGGUGGGAGUAGGACGACGUUGGGAUGCUUGCGUGUCUGUGUGGUGCAGACCAGACAUACAGUGGAGAGGAGUGGCAGCAAUGUUGCCUGGUGUUGGUGUGUUUGGCACAGGGAGUACGGCACGGGUGCUAGUUCCAUUGCUGCGGGGGGAAGGGUUUGAGGUACGCGCGCUCUGGGGGAGGAGCGAGGAGGAGGCAUGCGCCCUGGCGCAGGAGCUGGGCAUUCCGUUUCACACCAGCCAAUCGGACGAUGUCUUAUUGCACCCUGAUGUUGACCUUGUCUGCAUCUACAUCUCACCCCCACUCACACGGCAGAUUGCAGUCAAAGCCCUGGGGAUAGGUAAGAAUGUGGUAUGUGAGAAGGCUGCUACCGCUGUGGACGCGUUCAAGAUGGUGACUGCGGCGCGGUACUACCCCCAGUUGCUGAGCAUUGUGGGUAAUGCUCUGCGCUUCCUCCCAGCGUUCGUAGCAAUGCGGCAGCUGCUGGCGGAGGGAUACGUGGGUGAGCUGCAGGUGUGUGACGCCCGUGUCUAUGGCCCCAGUCUGCUCGACCAAUCAUACGGCUGGACCUGCGAGGAGCUAAUGGGGGGUGGCGGGCUCCACACGGUUGGCUCUACCCUCGUGGACCUGCUGAGUCACCUGACGGGAGCACGGGCGAUGCGGGUGCACGGCCUUCUCCGGACGUUCGUGCGGCAGAAUGGAGCGAUCCGCGGGAUCCGCCGCGUCACCAGCGAUGACUUCUGUUUCUUCCAGAUGCUGAUGGGAGGGUCUCAUUCUGGUAGCGGGGCGGGGACUGGGACUGGGUCAGGAGUGUGCUGCACUGUGACUCUGAACUUCAACAUGCCGGGGGCCUUCGUCCACGAGGUGAUGGUUGUUGGUUCAGCAGGGAGGCUGAUUGCCAGGGGGACAGAGCUGUACGGGCAGCGCAAUGGAGGGAACGGGGAGGAGCUGCUGCUAGGGGACAGCGGAGGGACGGGACAAGAGGUCAAGGAUGUCCCCCUGCCACACCUGCGGGGGCUAGGCUCCAUGGUUACAGCUCUAAAAUAUGCUUUCCAGGCACAGGAGGAGCGUCGGUCAUGGGCGCAGGGGCCGGUUGCCAUGGCGUCAACGUUUGAGGAUGGGCUGUACGUGCAGACGGUGGUGGAGGCGGUGAAACGGUCAAGCCGCAGCGGAGAGUGGGAAAGUGUGGAGGUCAUGACACAGGAACCAGAUCCCAACCAAAACCUGUGUGAGGCGCUGCAGAGAAACAAGAACUGAGUACUCAUAUUUAUAUACACACACACACCUACACAUACUAAUAUAAAUGACCUACAGACAGCCUCUAUGGCCUGUCCUGAGGAGACUGUCCCCUAUCAACCACUACCCUCCCCUGCAAGAACCCACAGCCAGGCAGACUGGUGGGCACACCUUCUACUGGAACAGAACUACUGGAUGUGAACUCUUCUCAGCAGAGUUGUUGUGUGUGUGCAUGCCUGUGUGCGUUUUGAAAUAUUCCCAGCCAAUCCGGCCCUAGUUCACCACAUUCCUGUCAAAUCAGUGAUCACCUUGAAGGAGGACGUGUUAAGUAUUCACACUAUAGUUUCUCACUGUGCCUCACUACUUCUGCUGAUGUAAGAAAUGUUUGUUGGAGUUUACAUACAUGUCAUAGAUUAAAUGUAGGAUUAUCUCUUACACAAAUGUGUAUUAUGCACAUAAACAUAUAUAGUUAUUUUUAAAGAGUAACUUACUAACUCAAGAAUUUCAUUUUAAAAAACUAACUUUUUACGAGAAGAUGCGUAUCAUCAUCAGACUGCCCUCACAGCAGAGUUACUCAUGCAAACCCCCUUGACUUUCAGUUAGUUCUUAUUUGAUGUAUGUCUUCUUUUUUUUUAUCAGUAAGAUAUUGAUUGUUGAUCCCAUUUUCCAUAUCAGCAUUUCCUGCACUGAUAAAAUGCUACUACACCCGCUGUGUCUGUGGUAACCGGACAGCUUGUGUGCAAGCCUGUGAAUAGAAUGUGUCUGACUAUAUGGUGGAAAGACUGUACUGUAUUUAUUUCAUUUUUACUUUUGUGUUUUACUAAGAAAAGGCUGUAUGUUUUUUAUUUCAGUAGUAUGUGUUCAGCAAGUGGAAAUGUGUCUGAUAAGCUAUAAGAGGUUUGUUGAUGGAUAUUUAUAGUUUGUGUUUUAAGUUUUUAUAAUUUCAGUUUUACUUGGUGUUAUCACUGUUACCCGUGUAGCUCAGUUGGUAGAGCAUGGCGCUUGCAAUGCCAGGGUUGUGGGUUCGAUUCCCACAGGGGACCAGU